AUGUCCUACGCCGAAGCCGCUGCCUCCUCUGGGCCUACCGGAGCCAACAAAUUGCCAUCGCCACCUAAAGUCAAGCAAACUUCCGACCCUUCUGGAAACGUUGAAACCGUGAAUGCAAAGGAAUUCGAAAAGUUGAAAAAACAAGGCAAGCAAGAAGCCCACGAUAUCAUUGAAAAGAACAACGAAAAGGCCAAGCGUGUCGAAGAGGAGCUCGAGAAAUUGGAAAGAGAGGGCAAGUCUAUCUUAAACAAGGUGAUUGCCUCCUUGCAAGACGGAGCCGCGCAAUUAUCACAAUACUUCAACGGAGCAGGCGCCAAGCUCCAGUCUGAAUCCUGCACUGUGGUUUCCAGAACUGCCACUGAAUUACAAAACCCUGUAGUGGUGGCCCAGGCUUUGGUGGGUGUGACUGGUGCCAUUGCUGGUUAUUUUGCCUACUUGGAGAGAAAGAGAAUCAACACCGAAAGUGGCCUUGUCUUGGGUAUCCACGCUUCCGUCAUCACCGGGUUGGUGCUCGCAGACGGUUACUUGUUCAACAAGUUCUACCCAAAAUAUGACAAGAAGAGACUCUAG
Messenger RNA from Suhomyces tanzawaensis NRRL Y-17324, 570 nucleotides. RefSeq lists its product as uncharacterized. The record is from RefSeq and is a predicted model, not a curated record. Bases 1 to 570 code for a protein of 189 amino acids. Gene Ontology annotation, cellular component: mitochondrial outer membrane. Gene Ontology annotation, molecular function: nascent polypeptide-associated complex binding. Lineage: Eukaryota; Fungi; Ascomycota; Pichiomycetes; Serinales; Debaryomycetaceae. The transcript has a single exon.